Messenger RNA from Colletotrichum truncatum, 1932 nucleotides. RefSeq names its product Fatty acid amide hydrolase 1. The record is from RefSeq and is a predicted model, not a curated record. Gene Ontology annotation, molecular function: catalytic activity. Lineage: Eukaryota; Fungi; Ascomycota; Sordariomycetes; Glomerellales; Glomerellaceae.
AUGAUGGCUGCGCCAGGCCCCCAAAAGCGCCUCUUCCUCUACCCGGAACCCGUUCGCGCUCUCGAAGCCCCUCCCGGCCCGCAAAGGAAGCCAAACCCACGAAUCUAUGGAUGGUUACUCUUGGCGGCAGCCUUUCUUAUUGAACGAUUUGGCUUUAUCCGUACAAAGGCUUGGGAAAAUGCUGGAUUCGGAUGUCUGCGUGCAAUCUGGGACCACAUCGCCUUGACCGAACCCCGCUAUGAUCCCACCGUGUUUCCCUUUGAAGACGAUUCCGUCGCUUCAGAUAUUCGAUUGAAGAGCCCUGCGUCUCGGCAGCACGGAGACGACGAUGAGUCAUCUGUCCCUCAUGGGGUUCCGUCUGGAGGAGGACAAAACACAGUCGCACUCUACCGGUCGUUGUAUCUCUCGGGUGAGCUGACACCGCUUGACGUAGCCCGGGCUAUCCUACCUUUCAUCAGGCGCGAUACGUCGCCGCCAGGCGAGCACUCUGUGGCAUGGUUCGAGGUCAACGCCGAGUCGGUGCUUGCGGCGGCGACAGCCUCCACGCUUAGGUACAAAGAAAAGAAAUCUCUGGGUCCGCUCGACGGCAUCCCAACAGCGGUCAAGGACGAAUACGAUAUGGAAGGCUACAAAACGACCCUGGGGUCUCCGAAUGACUACACCGCACUCCAUGUGCCACGGGCAGAAGGCGAAGAUCAUGGCGACAAAACAUCUUGGUGUGUGAGACAGGUGAUUGACGCAGGAGCUAUCGUUCUGGGCAAGCUUUCUUUACAUGAAUUCGGCAUGGACACUGCCGGCUACAACAUCACAUAUGGGACGCCGAGAAAUCCAUACAAUCCGUCGUACUACCCAGGUGGAAGCUCUUCGGGAUCUGCAUAUGCCGUCGCCACCGGGCUCCUACCCAUCACACUGGGUAGCGAUGGAGGUGGGAGUAUUCGAAUCCCCGCAUCUUUCAACUCCAUCUUUGGACUCAAACCAACGCAUGGUCGACUCUCCUUUCUACCCGGCCAAAACCACAGCAACAAUGCCGCAGUCAACGGUCCCAUGGCUGGCGACAUGCGAUCCCUCAUUGCUCUUUACGACGCGAUGAGCAGACCACACCCUCGAUCGCCCUACUCCUUCCCCAGAUGCGCAACCACGCCGCGUCGAAGAACCCUUGAAAUCGACGAUGCCACUCGACCAAAGGUCAUCGGAGUCCCCGAAUCGUGGUUUGCGCAGGCCAGUCCUGUGGUCCAGAAGCUUUGUCGGAGUCUCAUCGACAGGCUGGUGAAGCGCAAGGGCUACCGCGUCGUGCCGGUUGAAAUACCCUUCACGCACGAGGGCCAAGUGGCGCACGCAGUCACGCUAUUGACGGAUGCGGCGGCGCUCGUGAGGGACACGGCGGGACUGUCGCCAGCGAACCGGAUCCUACUGGCGCUCGGGCGUACGACGCCAGCAUCGGACUACCAGCUUGCGCAGCGGCUGCGGCACGUUCUCAUGCGGCACCUCGCGUGGCUCUGGCAGCAGCACCCAGGAAUGAUUCUAGUGACGCCGGCGUCUGCCUGCGCAGGUUGGCCUAUCCGCAGCGAGCGCGAGCUCGUCUAUGGCGUGAGCGACGGCGACCAGACCAUGAAGUCGAUGGAGUACGUCUGGCUGGCCAACCUUUGCGGCGUCCCUAGCAUCAGUGUUCCGGCUGGCUUUGCCGCACCUGGCAGCAAGGAGGAGGAAACCGAUGUUGCUGAUGAGGACACGCCCGGAAAGAUUCCCGUCGGUUUGAUGGGCACGGGAGAGUGGUGCUCUGAGGAGAGCCUGUUACGGUUCGGGCUGGAUGCUGAGGAAGUUGGCGCAGAUUUGCAGUGUCUACCGCCCAACUGGGUUGAUGUAGUGGCACUUGCCAAGGCGAAAAAGGAGGAUGAAUCUGCCAAUGACUCCAUGUGCGAUGAGAGUCUCUAA